Molecule: messenger RNA, 4000 nt
Organism: Mytilus trossulus (common blue mussel)
Lineage: Eukaryota; Metazoa; Mollusca; Bivalvia; Mytilida; Mytilidae
Product: solute carrier family 23 member 1-like
Exons: 12
Coding region: 66-2123 (685 amino acids)
Biological process (GO): transmembrane transport
Cellular component (GO): membrane
Molecular function (GO): transmembrane transporter activity
Source: RefSeq, a predicted model, not a curated record
AUACUAGUUUGUAACGGUCUCUACUCAUCCAUUGUAUUAAAGGUAACAAUAAGGGGAACACUAAUAUGGAAGUAUUCGGAUGUGGGUAUGCUAGAAGACCUUCUAUAGCUGAAGGAAAAGAAGCUGUAAGACAAAGAAAGUUCUCUGUACGAUCGAAAGGGUCUACGGAUGAAAAUGAUGAAAAUGAUGAUGGAUAUAAAGGCGAAAUCAAUCCAGUUUUCAUGUUACGGAAUGGGUCUAUAUCAUCGACGAUCCCCAUUGAGUUGCCUUCUAAACGAACAUCUGUCUCGUCCUCGCGGGCAUCAGAUGCUGGAUUGUAUCUCUCAAAGCUUAAAGAAGUUGAAGAAGAAAAAGACCCAGAAAAGGAUGUAGAAAUAAUUGAUGAGUCUUGGAAACUGGUGUACAAAGUCAGUGAUAGUCCUCCGAUUUUACUAACUGUAUUUUUUGCUGUGCAGCAAAUUUUAAUGUCCCUUCCUGGUUGCGUUAUAACAGCAGUACUGGUAGCUAGUUCGGUCUGUGGCAAAGAGGAUGAAGUUUUGAAGGCCAAACUUUUGGCUACCACCAUUUUCUUAUCCGGAUUGACAACUUUCCUACAAGUAACGUUUGGGGUGAGAUUACCUGUUUUCCAAGGUCCCACUCCAGCAUAUGUUAUACCCAUUUUAGCACUUGCAUCACUACCUGAGUGGGCGUGUCCAACAAAUGCUGUAGGCAAUAAUAGCACAGAGAGGUUGUUUACAAUGGGGAAUGAGACCUUUAACAUUGAAAGGUUACGCUCAGAUUACAUAUACCCAAGAUUACAAACGCUUCAAGGAAGUCUAGUAUUUGCAGGGCUGUUUCAUUGUUUAAUAGGAUUGACGGGACUGGUCGGAUUAAUGGUAAAAUUUAUAGGUCCAAUAACAGUUAUUCCAACAUUACUUCUUAUUGGAAUAGAAUUCUACUCAGUUGUCACAAAUCUCUGCGACGCACAUUGGGGCAUAUCAGCCAUAACGGCAUCUGUGGCUAUCAUACUAGCAGUUUAUCUAGCAGGAUGGGCCAUGCCAUUACCAGUAUGGACUAGAUCACAAGGUUGUCACAUCAUAAGAUUCCCUUUACAACAAGUAUUAGCUAUUCUUCUAUCAAUGAUGAUUGGUUGGUCGGUAUCUGCAAUCAUGACUAGUACAAAUUCUAUUUCGGAUGAUCCAAACAGUGAACAGUAUAAAGCAAGAGCAGACUAUGGUAUUCGUACCAUCAAUAAAACGCCAUGGUUCUAUGUCCCAUAUCCAGGUCAAUUUGGAGCAAUUGGUUUUGAUGGUGGUGUGUUUGUGGCUUUUGUUACUGCUACACUGACUUCAAUCAUAGACUCGAUAGCCGAUUACUACGCAUGUGCAAAAAUGUCCCAUCUUCCUCCACCACCACUCCAUGCAAUGAACCGUGGAAUAGCGUUUGAGGGAUUCAUGAGUAUGAUAGCUGGAUUCUUUGGAGCAGGACAUGCUACAACAACAUAUGGUGGAAAUAUUGGUACAAUUGGAAUGACAAAGGUCGCAAGUAGAAGAGUUUAUCAAGUUUUCGCCAUUAUCUUGAUAGUGUUUUCUGUGUUGGGAAAAUUUACUGCUGUAUUUGUAACAAUACCUGACCCUGUCAUUGGAGGCGUAUCUGUUGUUGGAUUUGGAACAUUUCUUGGUCUGGUUUUGUCAAACCUCCAGUAUAUAGACUUAAAUUCAUCUAGAAAUUUAGCCGUCAUUGGAAUAUCCUUGCUCAUUGGAUUAAUGGUUCCACAUUGGGUAAAACAAAAUCCAGAGUCACUGUCAACAGGCACACCAGACCUUGAUAGCUUACUACGAACUAUUUUAUCAAAUCCAAUGAUGGGUGGAUUUGUGGCUUUCUUCUUAGACAAUACAAUUUCAGGGUCUAAAUUAGAGCGUGGUUUAGCAGAGUGGGAUACCUCUAAUCAGGAUGUAGAAGAAAUCUCUGAUUGUGAUUAUGAAGAAGAUGUGACAGUUUAUGAAAUACUUUUCAUUUCAAAAUUACUGAAAAAUGUAUCAUGGUUGAAAUAUAUUCCAAUACUACCUAACUUUGAUCCAAAUGUUUAUAAAUGUAGUUGUAACUGUUCAUGUUGUGGACGUUGUAAAAAGGAAAAAUUGUAAAUGUGUUUCAUUUCUUAUAAUCAUUUAAAAAAACAUUUUUUUUUUAAAGAUAGAAAAGGCAUAUAUAUAAAGAAAAAUAUCGACCUUUUUCUAUGAGGCUUAUAAACUGGAAAGAGGGGAGGUUCUUAAAGCACUACAACAUUAAGUACAGAAUUCGAUUUUUUUUAUAUUUUUCUGACAUUGACUGAAUAUUGUUUUUUUACUGCUGCUAAAAGUUACUACAAUCAUGUUUGAGUCAAAAUUGUGAAUAUGUUAACAAAACAUAAAACUCCUUUUCCUUUCAUAAACUGCCAACUCCAGAUAGUGAAGAAAAGUAACCUUUGCCACUGGACGAAAUAUCUUAUUUUAAAUUUAUUUGUUCUAUAAAGUAAUUAGGAAAUGUUUUAGCUAAUAUAAUAAGAUAAAUGAACAAUUUUAAUCCCACCUUUAGAGAGAUGCCAGUAUUUAAAAAGGCCUUGCUUAAUUGCAACCAUUUUGUUGGAUAGCUUUUUCAUGCAAUCAUAUCAGAUCACCUAUUUUUUAUUGAUAAAAAAUUAAUUUAGUUGACGGUCAUGACAAGUUGUAUAUGUUUUUCCUAUUGCAAUUUACUGAAUGUUAUAAUUGGCAAAUGAGAUACACUCAAACAGACGUUUCCGUUAGGAAAUAUACUAUUUUCUUAUAAUGUAGGAUUGAUAAUAACUGUAAAAAUUAAAGAAAAGGUUGCAUUUUAUUUUGUCCAGUUGAUAUAAAUUAGUUUUCAAAUCUUCAAAUACAUUUGGUAGUUUUUAAUGGCCAAGUAUGGUAAAUUCAAAUCAAUUGAAAUAUAUAUACAUCUGAGUAAUCUUAUUAAAACCAUGCUGAUAGUCUUUGCUGUCAACCAUUUUCAUGUUUUUAAACUACUCAGUAUUUUCUUAGAUAUUUGAAUGCAUUUUAUUUGUUUUGAGACAUGAAAGAUAUGCAGUCCUCAUGACAAUUAAAAAAAAAUCAUAAGUGAAAGAAGAGGGACCAAAGAUACCAAAGGGACAGUCAAACUCGCAAAUCUAAAACAAACUGACAACUAAAGUAUUGACAGUCAGGAGCAAAAGUACCUUGAUUGAACCACCAACCUUUGACAGAAAAACUGGCUACCCUAAAAAUAAAAGGAUUGGAGUCGAUAGAAACCUGCCAAUGAUGGGUUAAAACUCACAACUUCAAACACAGGCAAGUGAUCACUGCAGAUAAACUACUCAGACUAUCAAAACAAUUUUUAUCAAAAAUUAGUAGGGUUAUUGAUCCCAUCUGUCUUUUCCUUUCGACAGGUAAAAUAAAUUCUUAACCAUAUUGUGCUUUCUGAAAUCUAAUAUUAUUCUAUUGAGUGACAAAGGCUAACAUAAUUCAUACUUGAGAGUUGAAUAUUCACCUUAACCUACCAUGUUCAUUGCUUUAAUUAAUAAAUUGGGAAUUAGUUCAUGGGACAGAGAUGAUGCGUCCUCUUCAAUAAAACAUUAUAAAAAGUUAAGUCACAAAAAUAAACUCCGAAGUAAAUCCGAAACAGCAAGUCCCUAAUGAAAUGGCAAAAUCUAAAGCACAAACUCAUCAAACAAAUGGACAACAACUGUCAUAUUCCUGACUUGGUACUUAUGUAGAAAUGGUGGAUUAAACCUGGUUUUAUAGCGCUUAACCUCUCACUUGUAUGAAAGUUGCAUCAAAGUCCAUUAUAUUGACAACGAUGCAUGAAUAAAACAAACAGACAUAAUAGGUACAAAUGUCAAAAAAGGGGUACAGCAGUCAACACCAUGUCAUGAUCUUAAUCACAACAAAAACAAACAAAUAUUUAACAAAGAAGCACAUAUCACAAUUAACAACCCCGUUCAUUGCUUACUUAUUAUUGUAUUUCAUUUAAGUAUUCUAAAUUAACU